AUGGUGACCCGAAAGCCCGUCUCCGGCGACGAGAGCUACGUCGACACCAACGCCGCCCCCCGCGUACAAGACAUGCGAAAGGAGCUAUGGAGUGCCACCGACUCUCCGUCCACCGAUGCAGACGAUGUCUACGACCAUGAUCUCCAGCAAAAUGGCGCCGCCGCCCCGAACCAGCAAAUAAUACCCCAAGAUGUCCCUGAGUCGCUGAGGCCGGGCGGGGCUGCGGCACAUGGCCCCAAGAUCAGCAAUGGUCUUAGGGACGACGUCCAAGGCAGCCGAUCCCCGACUGCCGCCGACCCAGACAAUAUCCCGCUGGUGUUACGGCCGGGUCCAUCGCCAGCACGAUCCGAUACAAACCCCUUCAAGAGGAGGGAGGCCCGAGCAGACUCCAGCUCGACACCGCCGCCCACCAACAGUCCCCCAGCGAUGCCCCCGCUGCAGCCUCUGUCGCAGAUGAGCACCGGCGAGAUGAGUAACAAUCCGUGGCAGCCAGCCCUCGACCAGCAUGCUCAACGAGCCACACCCGUUAGCGCACAGCAGUCUCCGCCCACCCGCGAUAGUGGUGACUCGGAGCGUAAUGCCGGGGCUGCUUCUCAAGGCCCCAACCUGCCCACAAUACCAACAUCUCCAGCACUGCUGUCUCUGCCCUCGGAACCCGCUUCGCCGGCGUGGGAUGACCUCCCGGAGAACCAGACAAAGAAGCCAGCAGAGGCGCCGAGGCCGGCAGAGGAUGACGUUGCCCAAGCCCAACAAGCGUGGGGUGACUCUUGCUCACAGAAAAAGGGCAAGGGAAAAGCCCCGGCCCCCGUGGAACCUCCCACUGCCGAGGACGCUCCCAUGGAUGAUUGGAACCUCAUUGAUGUGGAUCCGCCCGCUGGACCGCCGCCGGGAAGGUCGCAGGUACCCGAGCAGAACCACCAUGCCUCUGAGCACUCUGCAGGUGCAACGGUACCUCCAGCUCUACCGCCACGAAACGACGAAGGUCAACCGCCUCGGCAGCCGCCACGCCCCGUCGACAGCAAGUCCGAGACCUACCAGAUCAAAAAUAUUGCCUGGUACGACCAUAGCACCGAGAAGAACCCGCGGAUCUCACCCAUCCUCGUCCAGAAUACCAACGGGCCCUGUCCGCUGCUGGCCCUGGUCAACGCGCUUACGCUGACGACCCCGGCUUCUCUGUCAGACACGGCACUAGUUCAGGUCCUCCGCUCCCGAGAACAGAUCAGCCUCGGGUACCUUCUGGACGCCGUCGUCGACGAGCUCAUGAGGAGGACGCAAGAGUCGCUGCCGGACGUGUCUUUGCUCUAUGAAUUUCUCAAGGGGCUCCAUACGGGCAUGAACGUGAACCCGCGCUUCGUUCCGACUCCAGAGAUCGUCAAGGCCUUCAAGCGCACUUCGCUAACACACCUGCACCCGACGGAGCGCGACGACUUGAUCCCCGGGACCUUUGAAGAUACCAAUGAGAUGGCGCUGUACUCUGCCUUUGCCAUCCCGCUGAUACACGGAUGGCUGCCGUCCAAGGACGACCCGGCAUACGCCGCUUUCGAGCGCCAGGCUGCCUCGUUUGAGGACGUGCAGACGCUCCUCUUCCGGGACGAGGAGCUGCAGGAGAAGCUGGGCACGUUGACGGAGGAAGAAGAGGAGGUUUACUCUGACAUCCAGGCGAUCAAGGAGUUUUUGGAAACGUCUGCAACGCAGCUGACGCGGUCGGGUCUGGAUGUCAUUACGAAAGCCAUGAAGCCCGGGUCCUUUGCCAUCCUCUUCCGGAACGACCACUUUUCCACCCUAUAUCGGCAUCCUACGACACAUCAGUUGCUUGUGCUCGUCACCGACGCGGGCUAUGCCACGCACGACGAGGUUGUUUGGGAAUCGCUAGCUGAUGUGAAUGGCGAGCGCACCGAAUACUACUCUGGCGACUUCCGCAUCGUGGGCGGUCAGGGCGAGCAGUCGCAGGGCAGCUCGCGCGCGCAACUGGGGGUCGGCAACAACACGGCAGACGGACUCAGGGUCAAUACUGGGAAGGAAAACGGAGGAGACUGGACGUCUGUGCAGGGCCGCGGUCGUCAGAAGAAGCUCGAUGCGCCGCCGAACCCACAAGAAACACCUCUGUCACCCAACCACGAGCAGGAGGACAGGGACCUGGCGCUUGCUCUCCAGCUGCAGGAGGAAGAAGAGCAGCGGCACAGGGCGGAACAGUCUGCGCGUCGACGAGAGAGCUUGCUGAGUGAACAGUACAUUGAGCAGCAGGCGCGGUUGCAGCAAGGCCCCACGACCAGACGUUCUGCCAAUAGGCAGGCUGCACGGGCGAGCGCGGCACGCAGCACGAGCGCUUCCAACACAACAGCUUCACUCGGCAGCCGGCGCAAUUCCAACAGCAGUUCGACGGUGCCGCCAUCGUCAGGCCGUCAACCGGGUCAGCCGCCGCAGCUGGUGCGGCCACUCGUGCCGGCGAUGGCGCCCGCGCGGCGUCAAGGGGUGAACCGGCCGGCGGAUGAAGGGGUCGACGAUGCGCCUCCGACGUACGAGCAAGCACAAGCGGCAGCCAAGUACGAGCCGCCGCCCGGGCAUCCUCACCACCACGCAAGGUGGCUCCCGCCUACGCGGGAGAAUUGGGAAACCAUCACGACCGUGUGGCAGCUCUCGUGGCCGGUGUUCGGCUCACUGCAGCAUGUCAUCAGCUGGUAUGGCAUGGGCAAGACGUCGGUCCAGAGCCGCCUCAACAUCCCCGGCCGCGUCGCCUGGUUCCUAAUGGAAAUACCCGGCGUUACGACGCUGCUGUACAUCAUGAACACCCUGCCGGGCCAGGUAGGCAUUGAUGAUUUGCCGUGGCAGAACAAGGUGCUCGCUGGAUUGUUUACGAUACACUACGCCUACCGCGCCGUCCUCUUCCCCAUCAUCCAGCCCUCCAUGUCGCCCAUCCACGUCCUCGUCGCCCUCAUGGCCGUGUCCUUCCAGCUCAUGAACGCCGCCUGCCUGGGUAGCUACCUCGCCGCCUACGGCCCCACCACCCAGUCGCAGUGGGACAAGGCCCUCGGCCUCGGCGGCGUCGCCCAGUUCGUCGCCGGCAUCGCCAUCUUCUACCUCGGGCUCACCGGCAACUACCUGCACGACGAGGAGCUCCGCGAGAUCCGCCGGGCGGAGCGGCGCCGUCAGGAAAAGAUCGCCCGCGAGCAGAGGCGGGAGGGCGCUCAGGCCGUCAGCGUCGACAAGCACUACCGGAUCCCCGAGGCCAUGCUCUUUCGCUACAUGCUGUUCCCGCACUACUUUUGCGAGUGGGUCGAGUGGUUCGGCUUCUGGAUGGCGAGCGGGUGGAGCGUCCCCGCGCGCGCCUUCUUCCUGAACGAGAUCUUUGUCAUGUUCCCGCGCACGAGGAGCGGUCGCCGUUGGUACAUCGAGCAGUUUGGCGAGGAAAAGGUGAGGAGGAAGUGGACCAUCAUCCCGGGAGUGUACUGA
Messenger RNA from Colletotrichum navitas, 3450 nucleotides. RefSeq names its product 3-oxo-5-alpha-steroid 4-dehydrogenase-domain-containing protein. Gene Ontology annotation, molecular function: cysteine-type carboxypeptidase activity; cysteine-type deubiquitinase activity; K48-linked deubiquitinase activity. Bases 1 to 3450 code for a protein of 1149 amino acids. Gene Ontology annotation, cellular component: cell periphery; cytosol. The transcript has 4 exons. Gene Ontology annotation, biological process: protein K48-linked deubiquitination; lipid metabolic process. NCBI's taxonomy places the organism in Eukaryota, Fungi, Ascomycota, Sordariomycetes, Glomerellales, Glomerellaceae. The record is from RefSeq and is a predicted model, not a curated record.